This is a messenger RNA of Kuraishia capsulata CBS 1993, 2082 nucleotides long. RefSeq lists its product as uncharacterized. Gene Ontology annotation, cellular component: nucleus; nucleosome. The record is from RefSeq and is a predicted model, not a curated record. The coding region runs from base 1 to 2082 and encodes 693 amino acids. The transcript has a single exon. Gene Ontology annotation, biological process: DNA repair; subtelomeric heterochromatin formation; regulation of transcription regulatory region DNA binding. Gene Ontology annotation, molecular function: histone binding; histone H3K79 methyltransferase activity. Lineage: Eukaryota; Fungi; Ascomycota; Pichiomycetes; Pichiales; Pichiaceae.
AUGUCACAGGAAUCGCCAUCACCGAGUGAUCAGUUGUUUGACUCUGUUGAUCGCAAUGUUUCGGCAUCUGAAGAUACAGGUACCCCAGAGCCUCGUGAAAAAUCGGUUCCGGAGCCCAAGAAGAGGAAACGUGGUAGCAGCAUGCUUGCACAACUGACAGCGGAUGCUGAUUGGUAUAUGACGUCGUUUUCAGGCCCAGAAUCAAAAACGAGGGAUUCUUCAGUGAAAUUCACCGAGGUUAAGGAAAAGCUCAGAGAGGAGAUCAAGAUACAUCCUCGUCCUGCCCAAAACAAAGAUAGGCCACAUUUCCCGCGCCCAAAUCCCCUAAAGCGCGAGAAAAAGAGUCCACCAAAACGCUCCACUGAUGGUUCAGUUAAGGCAAAAAAACCAAGCAAUGGAGAGACCAAAACAGCUAAACCAAGCAAUGGUGGUUUGUCAGCCUUGCUGGAGAGUGCUAGUUACUUCACCAGUUUGGGGUCAGGUGAUACGGACAGUUUCCUCAGAAGGGUGAAACCAAAAAUCGAAAGAGAGCCAAGUCCUCCACCUUCUCCAAUUGUGAAAAAGAAGGCUGUUAUCAAGAACACUGUGAAUGGUCUAAUCAAGAAGUCGCUUAAGAAGGCUUCACCACAUGUGACGAAAAGUCUAAAGAAAGAGCUGAAAGAGCCCAAGAAAGAACCAGCUAAAGACACGAAGGUUUCUCCCAAGAAGCCAGUGAAGUCUUCUGUUGCCAAAAUCAAAAAAAUUCAGGGUAAGGCCUUGGAGAAAGAGGAUCCUGUCCGCACAAAAGAGUCGACCCCAGCCAAGGUCGAGAAGAUAAUUCCACUUUUUGUAUCUUGGUCAGACAAUACUGAAAUACCUAUUGGAAAUAGACCUAUGUUUUUGGAUGAGAUAUACAAGGGUUCCAUGAUCAAUACCAUCGAUAACGACGUGCUUGUGCCCGCUAGUGAGUUGGUUUAUAACAACCAGGAUGCCUACAUCAACGAUACGAGGUUCUCGGAAAUCGAGCUCGCGACACCGUUCUCGAGUUUUCGCGAGAAAUAUACUUUACAGAUGCCAAAGGAUCAACAACUGAACCCGUUCGAGGAAAUUGGGAGAAUAAUGGAGCUGGUUGCGUACACCUAUAUACCGGAGCCGUAUAGACUUCAGGUGUUGAACCUGAACCGUGUUGACGAUUGCAUUGUUGGUAAGUAUAUUAAGGCAGUCGAAAAUGGGGAUGGUGAUCUUGUGGUAUCGUUGGUCAACGAAUAUAAUGCGAUAUUGGAUAAACUCAGAAUUUCAGGUGAGAUCUUCAAGUACACAGCCAAUCUCAAGACCUUCCCUCUGUUGUGCUUCCACGAAAUUUUGAACCAGUGCUACUCCCGUUCGGUCUCUCCAAACUCUAGGAAGCUUCGCGAUUAUAAGGCUUUCUCUAACUUCGUUUACGGCGAGUUGCUGCCGAAUUUUCUCACCACGGUUUAUAACCAGGUCGGGCUGAACCACACCCACAGGUUCAUCGAUUUGGGGUCUGGAGUGGGCAAUUGUACAUUACAGGCAGCCCUUGAGUUUGGAGCUGAAAGCGCCGGUUGCGAGAUCAUGGAUCAUGCGUCCACACUAUCUGAGCUGCAAUUGAAGGAAUUCGAACAGCGCUGUAAAAUAUACGGCUUGCGAACAGGCUCAGUCAGCUACUUCCUGAGACAGGGCUUCGAGGAAAAUCCAGAUGUGGAGGACUACGUUAACAAAUCCGACAUCAUCUUGGUGAAUAAUUAUUUGUUUGACUCUGAGCUCAACCAAAAGGUUGUGGAGCUUUUCCGAGGCUUGAGGGUAGGGACCAAGAUAAUCAGUUUGAAGCCUAUUGUUCCCCAUGGAUAUACCAUGAAUCUGGUAGAUCUGGAGUGCAUUCUAAACAGGACCAGCUAUGUCCAAUACUCCUACGACGACAACUCAGUUUCGUGGACGUCUACAGGAGGAAUAUAUUAUAUAUCCACGGUGGAGAAGGACAUUAUACCCUCGUACUUUGUGGAGCACUCCGUUGGCAGGACGAGGGGAAAGAAGACGAUGACUCCAGACGGUGUAAGCAGAGCGUCUACUCCGUCCCAAGGCUGA